AUGUCAAAGGAAUCAGGAGCAGAAUCAUCCCAAGUGGCCCAUGUCCGUGAUCCUUCGAGCGUCGCGUCACCUCGUCGCAAAUCGUCGCGUAGAGAGAAAUCUCAGAGAUCGCAGAAACCCACGACUUUCAACCAUCCCAUUCUUGAUGACACGAGUAUGAAUACAGCCGAGAUAUUAGUCCUGGUAACCAUCGCCGUCGGCUCCGUGAUAAUCUACCUCGCCAUCUUCCCACCAGAAGAGGAGAAAGAACAACUCUCCACCUCCAUCUUCAACCGUCCCGAAGAACCAAUUCCGGAACCCUCAGUGACGAAAGAUGGGAAGAAGUACUCGACCGUGUGGCCGAAUGUGCCUGAGAAACAUAGGAAAUGCGAGGAUGGCGGGAGACAUUCGGGGAGUUUGGAGGUUGUGACUUGGGAGACGCCGGAGCAAGGUUUGGGAUGGGGUGCGACUGAGGCGGAUGAGUCGCCGUCUUUGAAGGCCGAAUUCGAGGAGGAAAUGAAGUGCAAUUUUGAAAAAUUCUACGAGGCGUGGCCGAUGGGAUUUCGUUGGACGUGUUGUGGAAAUCCUGGAGACUAUAAAUGGGGUUGUGAUCACCAUUUUUAUCCUGGUUGCAGAUGUGAUAAUUGUCGAUUUGGAUAUAGAUUGCCAGCUGGUUUUUUGGAUGAGCGAAACAAGAGCCCGCAUGCCAAAGGGUUAAGUCUCGGGCAGGGAAAUGUACAUGGACAACAAAUAAAUUAG
This is a messenger RNA of Glarea lozoyensis ATCC 20868, 738 nucleotides long. RefSeq lists its product as uncharacterized. The transcript has 4 exons. Lineage: Eukaryota; Fungi; Ascomycota; Leotiomycetes; Helotiales; Helotiaceae. Bases 1 to 738 code for a protein of 245 amino acids. The record is from RefSeq and is a predicted model, not a curated record.